Messenger RNA from Coregonus sp. 'balchen', 5733 nucleotides. NCBI's taxonomy places the organism in Eukaryota, Metazoa, Chordata, Actinopteri, Salmoniformes, Salmonidae. The record is from the annotation of a GenBank genome assembly.
AUGAAGGAUGUCAGGGUUAGAGAUGUGAAGGUAGAGAUGUAACGUCUUGGCUCUGUGAUACUAACACCCCCUCCUUCUCUCUGUUUUGUUUUUCUUUCCCUCCCCCUCUUUCCCCCCUCCUUCCUCUCAUCUCUCUCUCCCCCCGCUCUCUCUCUAUCAGAACCCCCCCACCCCCGACCCCCUCCCUCCCCAAGCCCCUCCUAUAGCUGGAGCCAUGCAGUCGUUCAGCAGAGAGAGGAGCGGUUUCCACGGCAACCAGCCCUGCUACCAGCAGGAGCACCAUGAAUUAUCACGCCUGGAGAGCUACCGACAGCACCCCCACCACGGACAGACCAGACAGGUCUACGAGGCACACGCCCUGGCCACCGCUACAGGGAUGCCCCCAGCGGGAUCAGGGGCCGGACCUGGAUCUGGAAGUGGACCCAUUCCUGGACCUAAGGAUUGUUACAGCCAGCAGGCAUACCCUGGAUACCCCCAAGGCAAUGGAGGUGGUGUGGGUGGUGGUGGUGGUGUGGGUGGUGGAGGAGGUUCGACGCCUCAUGAUAAGAAGGCUUACAGUGGGGGGAGCCAAGUGCCUCCUCCACCUCCCCAGCAUAUGCAGGCGGGCGGCUACAGCAAUCACAUGGGCCCGGGGGGAUACCCGGCCCAGUAUAUGAGCGAGGGCCACCUCCAGCAGUCUAAGUGGGACGACCCAGCUCAGCUAGCUCAGUACGAGCAGGAGAUGGUAGGCAGGAUGGAGCCGGGUCCCCCUGGGUCCUCCCAGUAUCUGGACCAGAACAUGCUGGCUCACUCCCAGAGCCAGUGUCACCAGCCCCACCAGGCCUCUGCUCCAGUCUACACCAGCCCACACCACCAACCCCAUCCCCCAAACCCAGGCCAGUCCCCAUUGAUGUACCCCCAGAGCCACCUCCACUACCCCCAGCAUCCCCCCGUCCCCCUCGCCCUCCUCCUCCUCCUACAUGGAGAAGUGCAGCCCCAUGCCCCACUGCUACAAGGGAUAUAGUAUGCCACCCAGCUCCCAGUACGCUAGGCAGAUGGGCAGCCACAGCAGUCUGAAGCAGGGGGGAUACCGACCGCCACCCCAGAACAGUUACAGCUACCAACAGACUCCCUCCAGGGGUGGCUACGAGUCCCAGCCCCCACUACAAGGUAUGCCCACUUCCCAGGAGGCCCACCUUAAAUACCAACAUUUCAGCCAGCCCCAGCAGAACUACUGUCUGUCCGAGCUGUCCGUCAGAUCCCCUGAGCAGUACUACCAGACAUGUAGUCCCGCCUCCAGCCACUCCCCUGCACGCUCCGUAGGACGCUCACCCUCCUACAGCUCCACCCCUUCCCCUCUGAUGACCAAUCCAGAGAGCUUCCAGUACAGCCAGCCACCAAUGACCCCAGGGGCGGCUUCUUCUUCCUCCUCUUCCUCAGCGGGUCUGCAGGACCAGGGCUUGCUGAUGCCGCCGCGCUCCCACCCGUCCCCGUCCCCCAACGUGGCCCACCCAACCCCGCAGCACAGCUACACGCAGGGGGUCUCCAUGAAGGAGCGCUUCUCUGAGAAGCUGCUUGCCAACCCCAGCCUGUGGAGCCUGAAUGCCCUCACCUCUCAGGUGGAGAACAUCUCCAACAACGUGCAGCAGCUAUUGCUCUCCGAGGCCAUGGUCGCCAACAAAAAGGGGGGCAAGCGCAACAGCAGCAAUAGCACUGGGAGCAGUGGAGGCGGCUCCUCCAAGAAGGAAGAGGAGUACAAGGGAGUGCCAGGAGGCCCCGAGGGUCAGCACGGUGGGGGCCCCAUGCAGGACCCCUACAGCACCAACCAGCACCAGCUCGUCCCCAUGGAGAUGCAGGAGGGGGGAUACUCCAGUAGUUCUGACGAGCAGCUGGAGAGGGGGUACUACUACUGCGGCCAGGGCAGGAGCCCAGCUCAGGCCCCCAACAACACACACCUGGGCCUGGACACGGCCUCAUCCUGCUCCAUGACCUCUCCGGACGACAUGUCCACCCGGUCUGGUGACUCUGUGUCCGGCCUGCAGAGCGUGGCUUCCAGGGACAACCUGACCCCUGACCCCAGGUCACAGGGUGGUCACGACCCCCCACAAACCCCCAUGAAGAGCGUGGGUGACGAGAGGUCCCCCCUGAGUGUGACGGUCCCCAGCCCCAUGAAACAGGAGAGCCAGUCCCCUCCAGAUAUCCAACGUCUCGGCAUGCCACUGAAGGAGAACUUUGAGGAGUUGGCCUGGACGGAGAAAAUGGCAGACUACGAGGACGAUGGCAUGAAAAAGACUCCCGACAGCGAGCGUGACUGCAGAGGCGGCGAUGAUGUCACAGACACCUCCGAGAAGCAGGAGAAAUGGCCGGAGGACGAGAAAGGCCCAGCUCUGUAUAGCAAGAUCAACAAAGCAGUGACCGAGGGAAAGAGCUACUGCUGCAACGAGAACAUGUACCAUGAGAUACAAAACAAAUAUGACAGAGGCAAAGGGGACUCGGCGGAUAAGUCCCCAAGCCUCUCAGACUCCAGCCACAAGGGAGACCUGGGCCAGGAGAUGAAAUCGGAGGCCUUCAAAUCCGAAUCUCCCACCGACUCUGAGAGCUCAGUGAAAACAUCACCCUUUAUUUCCAGGGGUGAUCUUGACCAAAAUCAAUAUUUAACAGAGAAGGAAGACAGCUCUGAGAACAUAUCCCCUACCCCCCGGGGCAAGGCUUUGGAUGAGAGGCUCUCUGCCUCAGAGAAGAGAGAGAGCAGAGAAGAAGAAGAGGAGGGGAUGAGGAGGGGGAGGAGGAGAGGCAGCAGGACUCUAUAUCUCCUCCUCUGUCUACUGAGGAGAGAGAGGGAGAAGAGAGUGAGAGCCUGCCAUCGACUGAGGAGGUCCUCAACAAUAGAACGAGCCCACAGAAGGAGCCUUCUGGAGAGCUGUGCAGCAGAACAGAAGGCCAGAGCCUGGCUCAGCCUUACCGUAACACAGAGCCUGCAGAGACAGAAACCCAAGCAGCACAAACAGACCCAACAGCAGCAGCAGCAGAAUCCCCAGAAAUGGGGUCAGCCAUUUGUGACACUCCACCCCAGUCUCACUCGGCCAUGAUGGUUUUCUCAGCUCUCAGUGAGAUAGCAACACCUCCAGCUCCGGCUCACACCAGGGACCAUAUCGAUCGCAGCGAUUCCAACGUGCUGGAGCCUGACUCCCCUCAGCUGCCAGGGAAGUCGAUACUGCACUCAGCGCCCUCCUGGGCCAACACCCCACCCUCGCCAAAGAAAGGUGAUGAGGACAUGGAGCUGGGCAUCAGCUGCCCAAGCGCUGUGACCCCCUCAGCCAAGCCGGAAACCCGUGGCCCCAUCUGCACACCCGCAGGCUUUCGGCCGGAAGCACGGCCGAGGCAGGAGGAGACUGAUGCACUCAGGUGUGGAAUUCAGGAGACAGCUGAGUGUGGAGAGAGAGGGGGAGAGUGCCUCUUCACCCCCCCAGAAACCCUGCAUGCCCUCCAGCAAGAGUCCUCUGUUCUCCGAUCAGAUAGACAUGGCCGCUCACCAGGACAUAAUCAUGACGAGCGAGACACCCAAACUGCUGGUUGAGGGCUCCCGCUCCAGAAUGUGCACUCGCUCGUUCAACACGCAGGACACAACCCCUAAGGAUCCCCAGCCCCCUGAGAGACGGAAACCAGGGCGGAAAACCAGGUUCGAAACCAGGCCCAAAACCGGGACUGAAGUCAGGGUUAAAACCAGGGCCUAAACCAGGACUAAAACCAGGACCAAAACUAGGUCCAAAGCCGAGUCUAAAACCAGGACCAAAACCAGGUAUGAAGCCCGGUUCGAAGCCCGGCCCAAAACCAGGUUUAAAACCGGGGCCUAAACCAGGCCCAAAACCAGGUCUAAAACCAGGGCCUAAACCGGGUCCAAAACCAGGACCAAAACCAGGUCCAAAACCAACUGAAGGAGCACCCCGUGGUCGUCCCAGGGGCACAGGCUCUAAGUUGAAGUUGGCACAACAGGAAGGUCCCAUUCAACCCAUCACAGGGGGUCCAGGAAGAGGCCAGAAGAGCUUGAGCAUCAACAGUCAGCAAGGUGAUGGGAACCAGGAAGUGAAAGCUCCAGGCAAGGAUGGAAAGAACAUGGUCCUGAGAUCCAGAAAGCCCCCCCAGAAAGAGAAGGAGCAAUCUGAGGGAAUCCUAACUCAAACCCUGACAGGUAUAACAAAGCCCAAUGCAGUGUUAGAAAAUGAGGAACGUACGAGCAUAGAGCAAGCCCUCCCUGUCUUUCCUAACCAGACAGACACCAGUGUAACAGACACCAGUAAAACCGACACCAGUGUAACAUACAUCAGUAAAAUAGACACCAGUGUAACAGACACCAGUGUAAAAGACACCAGUGUAACAGACACCAGUAAAAUAGACACCAGUGUAAUAGACACCAGUAAAAUAGACACCAGUGUAACAGACACCAGUGUAACCGACACCAGUGUAACAGACACCAGUGUAACCGACACCAGUAAAACAGACACCAGUAUACCUGUCGCUCCACCUGAGAAACCUAAAGAACCGACUGUAGCUGUACCUCCUAUAACUGCACCUGUACCUCCACUCAAAAGAAAACCCAGUCCUCUGCCUCUAGAACCUCCAGUGAAGAAAAAGCGAGGUCCAAAACCAAAACCAAAACCACAACCACAACAGCCACAGCCUGAAACUCCCCAGUCUGACCAGUCCAACCAGUCCAACCAGGCCAACCAGUCCAACCAGUCCAACCAGGCCAACCAGCCUCCAUUAGUCAAACCCAAGGAGAUGGGUGUCCGAGGCCCCAAGAGGAGGCUAAAGCGAGGCAGACACCUCAAGGCCUCUCUGAUCACUGUGCUGACCAAAGAUAACCCUCCUCUCACGAUGACUGACUGUGAUGUGGUUAGUGAAAUGCCCAGUGUCCCUUCUCAGUGUCCCACUAAAACCAAGUACCUCCCCCCGCGCAAAGGCAGGGGUCUGAAAUACGAGGCCAUGGUUCAGAAAAUAAACUUGGGCACUGGUUCGAAGAAACACCUGCCAACACCACAGCCCGAGAGCACAGAGGCGAUAGUGGAGGAAGUGACAUCAAAGCCUGUGUCGCUGUCCAUCUCGGAGGAGAGCGAGGCCCCAGUGGCGGUGGUGAGCGCCCCUGAGGUGACACGGGAGGAGGUAGCAGGGGAUGAGUGGAGCUCCACGGGGGUCCAGAACACAGAACAGGAGGGAGGGGUGCAGCAGAACACCGGGGAGGGGGUGCAGCCGGAGUCACUCCCAGCGGGGGUGCCAGACGCUGCAGCGGCGAGCGAUGCCAACAAACCCACCAGGACCAAGAGGAGGAAAUGGGCCAUGGUGGAGAGCACGGACGCCACGGUGGUCGCCAUGGAGACGGGAAGCCUGAUCAUCAACACGCCGCGGCUGGCCAAGCAGAGGGCCAUCAAGAACAACCACGAGAUGCACCUGAAACAGAGGAGGAAGAGGAAAGGAGGACAGCCUCCCUCAGAGGGGCCUGUGGCUGACGAGAAGGUAGGGACAACAACAGGAGAACAACAGACAGAGACAGAGGCACAGACACCCACUGACACAACAUUAACAACAAUGCCCGAUCUACCAGCCGGCCCAGGUGAGAUCACAGACAGCCCGCAGGUGAUCGCCACAGAAAUUAUCCAGCUGCCUCCCUCCAAACGAGGGAGGAAGCCCUCUUCAUCCCGUCCAAAAAGAGAGGGAGAGGCAGAGCCCCAGGUGAACAGCAGAGAAGCAAACCUCUGA